Lecanosticta acicola is the source of this 678-nucleotide messenger RNA. NCBI's taxonomy places the organism in Eukaryota, Fungi, Ascomycota, Dothideomycetes, Mycosphaerellales, Mycosphaerellaceae. The record is from the annotation of a GenBank genome assembly.
AUGUACGCCUCCCUCCUCACAGCGAGCACCUUGCUCCCUCUGUUGGCCCUCGCCGCCCCCAUUGCCAAGCGCGACGCGGCCAGCAUCGUCACAGCCAUCAAUCAAAUCGAAACCAAUAUCAACAGCCUCAACACGACCCUCAACGGUUUCAAAGAAGGCGACGUCCUCGCCGCUGUCGAAGUUCUCGAGAUCCAACAAGAAACCGAAACUCUCGGCGAUUCGAUCUCCGCCGCAGCGGCCGCAGCAAAUGCCUCUGCACCUUUGAACGACACCGAGUCUGGUACCGUAGCGACUGCAGUCGUCGGCCUCGAGCCCCAGAUCUUCUCUCUCCUGGACAACAUUCAGCGGAAGAAACCCGCUUUCGAUUCCGCGAUACUGGGAGUCGGAAGUGUUUCUCCCCAGGUAGAGCAGGAUUUGGAGCAGCAGAAGGCAUUGUCCGCGGAGUUGGGGAAUGCUAUCACUGCCAAGUUGACGCAGACUUAUGCUGCCUUUGCUCCGGUCAUCAACCAGCAGAUUGCGGAUGCCUUUGACCAAGCCAUUGCGACGUUUGCAACUUCGGGAGGACUCUUUGCGCUGCCACCGGUGCCUUCUUUUGAUGCGUUCGAGAGUGCUGUGACGACGGCUAGUCAGGGUGAUUCGUCGAGUGGAAGUGAUGGACUGUUGGGCGGAAUUUUGUAG